AGCUAUUCAAGUGACUAUGUUCAAUGACAUGGGAUGCCGUCUCCGUCACGUCAGGGAGCAAAUAUAUACCCUCACAUGGAUAUCCUGACCAUAUAAACAGUUUUAUAAGUGUGCCGUCAGUACCCCACAUCUACUUGUGCCUAAAACUCUUCAAUAUGGCCUCCCACCGUCUUCUCUCAGCUUUCAGAUCGAAAAUCCCAGCCUUCGGUGCAUGGAUAACAUUUUCGGGGACAUGGGCGGCUCGAACAGUUGCACUCUCCUCUGAACACAUUUCAUGGAUCCUUAUCGACUGUGAACAUGGCCUAACGCCCUUGCAGCCAGGUGCAGCUGAGACAAUUGCCACUGUGGCUGGCUUAGGGAGUCAAGCACCUAGUGCGAUUGUGAGGAUCCCUGCGACGGGUAUUUGUGCUGAUGGAAGUGCUAUUUGGCAAAUCAAAUAUGUACUGGAUGCUGGUGCGAGAGGAGUGCUUGUGCCAAUGGUGGAGACGGCCGCACAGGCGCGAUCUAUUGUGUCUGCAUCACGCUUCCCUCCUCAGGGUACGAGAGGGUUCGGAAGUCCGUUCACUCAGGCAUCUUGGGGACUAUCUGCCACAGACUAUCUUGAACAAGCCAAUGAUAGCGUAGUGGUCCUCGGUCAGAUUGAGACCCGAGAAGGAGUUCAGAACUUGCAAGAGAUCCUGAAAGUCCAAGGAUUAGAUGGCGUAUUCAUUGGCCCGUACGACCUUUCACUUUCGUUAGGUCACCCACCGCCUUCGCCGGACCCUGUACCCGCGAUUGAGGAGACCAUCCAGGACAUACUCAAAUCGUCUCACGCGGCAGGAAAGAAGUGCGCGAUCUACUGCACGUCUGGUGAACAGGCUGCGAAACGUGCUCAAGAAGGCUUUGACAUGGUGUGUCACGGAAAGCAUUAUGCCUUCACGUCUGCUCAUGGUUGUGUACAAAGAUCAAUGUCACCUCUGAUAGUGGUGCGAUGGCCGAAAGUAUAGCAAAGAACCUAGCCGUCGCCGCUGGUCAAUCAAUCGCAGGGAGAGAAUUUGGAUACUAAUACUACUCACUACCAUCACACAUCACUCGCCAACUGACCAAAAUCACAAACCGCGAAGGACCAUCUGAAAUAAACGUAGGAAUCAAGUCUAUCCGUUGUACAUUAUCAAACAUACCCUUCACACUGAGAUCUCAUAUAUCCCGCUACCUGAGAUCCUUUUCCACCCAUUCUCCUUGCUCGUUGAGCUCUACUUCAAAUUUCCAUUUUUGUUUGUCCAUCCAUUGAUCUUGCAGGAAGCUGUCCCACCAUUUGACGUGUAUGUCCCCGUCGAAAUCGAUGAAGUAGCCUACGACGCGAGGGUCUGGUCCUAAGUACUCAUGUCUGUAACGAUUUUAUUGUAAGGGAAUAGGACAGAAAUAGACGGAAAAGACACUCACUUUCUCGAAGACACAUCAUCAUCUGUUACGAAGUUCGCCACGCCUUCCGUCAAAGCCGUUCUGUCCACGGGGUCGAUAUAGUGUUUGUGCACGAACUGAUGCAAGUCCUGGCCCGGCCAUAUUAUUCUCACAUCUUCUCCAUCCUUUGCUAGGUACGAUUUUGGCAGAUGUACCCUAGCUUUGUAUUCAAUCGUUUGUUUGAUCAAUGGCCAACGGUGAAUUUGCCAAGCAGUUGCCCGACGGAAUGCAGUGAUCGACUUGAGAGCGGUCCCUUUGUCAGUUUUAGGCUGAG
Molecule: messenger RNA, 1714 nt
Organism: Somion occarium
Lineage: Eukaryota; Fungi; Basidiomycota; Agaricomycetes; Polyporales; Cerrenaceae
Source: the annotation of a GenBank genome assembly